Molecule: messenger RNA, 408 nt
Organism: Suillus paluster
Lineage: Eukaryota; Fungi; Basidiomycota; Agaricomycetes; Boletales; Suillaceae
Exons: 2
Coding region: 1-408 (135 amino acids)
Source: RefSeq, a predicted model, not a curated record
AUGUCAUCAACCAUUUUUGGUGGCAAGCGCAAGCGAGGGAAGGAAGGUGAUGAUGACAAUGAAACUUCUGACGUGGACGAUGAUUUCGUAGAUGAGCUUGAAGCACCUGAUGAGGAUAAUGACUCAGACUCGGAUGUCGCUGACCUUGAGGAUACAGCCAAAGAUGGUUCAAGUAAAGUGGAUUCUUUUAACGGCAAAGGUUUCGAUGCUGCCAGUAUCAUCAAUCUCGACUCCGGGAAACGAACCGAUGUGCUUGCUGAUAAGGAUUUGGUAUCCGCAACACCAAGAAACACUGUCAUGCUUCCACCAGCAAGAUGCUAUAUAAUAUAUCUUUACUUAGUAUUGCGCCUGGAUCUGCUGGGCCGGUUUUGCCGCCAGUGGAUAUCCACCCUACUCACUGGUGGAUAA